Messenger RNA from Spirometra erinaceieuropaei, 213 nucleotides. The record is from the annotation of a GenBank genome assembly. Lineage: Eukaryota; Metazoa; Platyhelminthes; Cestoda; Diphyllobothriidea; Diphyllobothriidae.
AUGCGCCACUACUACUACUACUACUACUACUACUACUACUACUACUACUACUACUACUACUACUACUACUACUACUACUACUACUACUACUACUACUACUACUACUACUACUACUACUACUACUACUACUACUACUACUACUACUACUACUACUACUACUACUACUGCCACCUACGAUUCUACUGCUGUUACUCUAGUGAUCUGAAUGAUUAA